AUGAUGACUAGACUCUCAGCCUUCCUCAAGAAUGCCUGGACUAAGGAAUCGGUGCUGGUCGUGUCCUUCACCAUCACGGGUCUCACUGUAAUUCUACCCUCAUUAAGCCCCUACACUAAGUAUGCCUCCAUGAUCAACGAGCUCACUCCCUACAGCUACACAAUGCCCCUCCAAGAUGAUGGGAACAUGUCUGAUGUGUCCAGCCACCCCCAGGACCCCCAGAGUCCCAGCCUGGAGUGGCUGAAGAAACUGUGA
Elephantulus edwardii (Cape elephant shrew) is the source of this 255-nucleotide messenger RNA. Its product is annotated as NADH dehydrogenase [ubiquinone] 1 alpha subcomplex subunit 3-like. The record is from RefSeq and is a predicted model, not a curated record. Bases 1 to 255 code for a protein of 84 amino acids. The transcript has a single exon. Gene Ontology annotation, cellular component: mitochondrial inner membrane. Lineage: Eukaryota; Metazoa; Chordata; Mammalia; Macroscelidea; Macroscelididae.